AUGCUGCUCUCCGCGAGACGCGCGGUGAUCGCGACAUGCACGGUCGCGACAUUCGUGCUUCUCUUCGCAUUUAACAGACUUCGUUUGGCCAAUCCAACGGUAACAAGCGUGUCCCCAUCUGCAGAAGCAUUUGGUGGCCUGGUGCCUCAUUGGACAACGGAGCAAGAGAACCCUCGGUUCGCCUAUGUCCAAUAUGCGACGGACUUGGACUACCUGUGCAACGCGAUGAUAAACUUCGCCCGCCUCGACCGUUUCGCAACUCACUUCAACCAGGUGUUGAUCCACCCAGAGGCCUGGAACGAGCCCGGCUCAAGCCCUGAACAGACCUUCCUCCGCAACAUCCAGAAACACCACCCCCGCGUGCACCUGCACCCCGUCCCCACCCUCUCAACCUCCACCGGCGACCCAACCUGGUCCAAAAGCCUCACCAAGUUCCACGCCUUCGCCCUAACAGCCUACACCCGGGUACUCGUCUUCGACUCGGACGCCCUGGUCCUCAACAACAUGGACCACACCUUCCUCUCGCCGCUCGCCCCCGUCGCCGUCCCACGCGCCUACUGGCUGACCGAUCCCAAAAGCAGCAUCAAAGACCAAAUGCUGGCGUCGCACGUCAUGCUCAUCGAGCCCAACACCGGCACCUUCAACCGCAUCAUGGUCCAGGCGAAAGAGUCCGGCGCAUUCGACAUGGAGGUCCUGAACGCGCUCUUCGCCGACAGCGCGAUGGUCCUCCCGCACCGGCGGUACGCGCUGCUGACCGGUGAGUUCCGGAAGAAGGACCACGGGCUCUAUCUGGCCGAGGAUCCGGAUGUGGAGUGGAAUGCCAUGGCUGAGGUGUCGCGGGCGUAUCUGGUGCAUUUUAGUGAUUGGCCGUUGCCGAAGCCGUGGGUGGCGCAUUCGGAGGAGCAGUGGGAACAGGCGCUGCCGGGGUGUGCCGACGAUGAUGUUUCGACGGCGGAUCGGCCGCGGUGUGCGGAUCGGUUUAUGUGGACGGGGUUUUAUGAGGAUUAUGAUAGGGAUCGGGAGGCGGUUUGUGGGCCGUUGAUGGGGUAG
Messenger RNA from Aspergillus mulundensis, 1050 nucleotides. Its product is annotated as Glycosyltransferase family 8 protein. Gene Ontology annotation, molecular function: glycosyltransferase activity. Bases 1 to 1050 code for a protein of 349 amino acids. Lineage: Eukaryota; Fungi; Ascomycota; Eurotiomycetes; Eurotiales; Aspergillaceae. The record is from RefSeq and is a predicted model, not a curated record. The transcript has 3 exons.